AUGAAACGGUGUUCUAGCCAGUGUGAAACUCAAUACACAUCACGAUCUGAUGGUGAUGAUGAUGAUGAUGGUAGUACUAGCCAAGGUAGCCAAGAUGAAGGGACAUACAAUUGUUACGAAGUGCUUUAUGGAAAAAUAUCCUCAAGAAUUCAUAAAAGAUGGCAGGGUGAUGGGUUGUUAUACUGUCAGAAACGUUCAGUUAUAUUGCGAACGGAGAACGGUGAAGAAGUUGCAAGAGCAAGUGGUUAUUCAAUAAAACAAUUGGGCGAGUUGAAGAAGGGCAGUCGUCUGAAAAUUAAUAAUUAUGAAUUGGAGGUGCAAGCUGAGAUAAAUUCACGGCAGCCCGCUGAAAACACUGAAGAGCAACUAGCAGUUGCUGAACUGAGAAGCACUGGAGUAGAUGGCCACAAUCCAAAAAAACGGAGAGGAAUUACCGGUCAGAAUUUCAUUUCGCCACUGUUUGGUCGCGAUGAUCCUUUGGAUUUUGUGUUGGAUGAGACAAAAAAUGAUGAUGGUUCUGUACGACGAAUCGCUGUGGAUGUGGGAAUUGCUCGUUACCUGAGGCCACAUCAAAAGGAUGGAAUCGCUUUUAUAUACAAAUGUUUAAAGGUUUCUCUCUAAAUAAAACCCCUUCAAAAUAUUAGUUUUAAUUAUAUCUGUUUUCAUGGUUCUCAUGGGGGAGUUAUUCUUGCUGAUGAGAUGGGUUUGGGCAAAAGUGUACAAACCAUUUCGCUGAUAAUCGCUUUAAUCAAAAAACGACUAAAUCAAAAGCCGAUAAUUCGGAGAUGUGUCAUCGUAGUACCGACAUCACUGCUAAAUAAUUGGUACGCAGAAUUUAUGAAAUGGUCGCCGCAGACACAGGCAAUGCUAUUUCGGGUUUUGAAGUCAACAGAUGUAGAAAAGUUGAUUUCAUAUCGGAACUUAUCAGUAAUUGCGAUCGUUAGUUAUGAUACGAUUGUACGUUCCGCUGCGAAAUUAUCGGGUGUUUCGAUUGAUCUACUAGUGUGCGACGAAGCACAUAGACUUAAAAAUUUAAACGGAAGACUCCGAGAACAGCUCCAAACUUUGCAUGCCCAACGACGUUUGUUGCUGACAGGAACGCCAAUGCAAAAUGAUCUGGAAGAAUUCUAUUCACUGGUUAACUUUGCACGACCGGAUCUUUUUAACGCUUUUUCGGAAUUCAAAUAUCUUUGUGAAAUGGAGCCAACGUAUUUCAACGAAUUGCUCGCCGAGGUGAUGCUUCGCCGAACAGCUGAAGUGAUCCAUGAGUGGCUACCACCGAAAAAUGAUUACAUAAUUUGGUGUCGACCGUCACCGUUACAAUGCUUGAUAUACAAACGCUUGAAAAAAUUCCUUUCGUAUGAUCACUUGACUUUAAUUGAUGCCUUGCGAAAGCUGUGUAAUCAUCCAUCCAUUCUCUAUCAGAGUAUUGUAAGGAAACUUCGGAGUUGCAAGGUGGAAGAAAGAGAAUUUUAUAGCGCACUCCUUCGAUUGUAUCCUAACACUUUCAAUGAUUUUUCACUUUCGAUCACCGAGUCAGGUAAACUUAGUGUAUUUGUCGAGUUGCUGGGAACGUUUCGGGAACAGGAAGAAAAAGUAGUUAUUGUCUCCAAUUUUACCCAGACUCUUGACGUCUUGGAGGAGCUCUGUAAAAUUCUGUAUUAUACUUUUUUACGCCUGGAUGGUUCAACUGAUGCGAAAAAAAGAAUGAAAAUUGUAGAAGAAUUCAAUUUAUCACCAAAUAAAAAUUGUGCAUUCUUGCUGAGUGCCAAAGCAGGUGGACUUGGCUUAAACCUUAUUGGUGCUAGUCGAAUGAUUUUGUUCGAUUCGGAUUGGAAUCCAGCUGUAGAUAUGCAAGCGAUGGCUCGUAUUUGGCGAGAAGGACAAGAAAGACCAUGCUAUAUUUAUCGACUUAUAGCGGGGGGUACUGUGGAUGAAAAGAUUCUGCAAAGACAAAUCAAAAAGAGCAGUCUUAGUACAGUAGUUGAGAUGGUACCAAUCGAAUCACUUACACAUUUUUCCGAUGAAGAACUGCAAGAUAUUUUUACACUUCAUGAUGAGGCCGAAUGUGAAACACAUUGUUUGUUGGAGUGUCAAUGCGACGGAUGCGGUCUUUUGCCGGAAGAACUCGAAGCAAAUGGAGACAUAAGUCCAGAUGAGAAUUCUAAAUCCAACCUGGACGUUGAAAGUGUCACUACACAUAGCGAAAGAAUGGAUGGCAAUGACGAUCCUACGUCAAUGCCGGAAGAUUCUGUGGAGUCCUUGAUACAAGAUUGCAACGAUUUUAUCUGUCCUACCAAUAAUGAAGUACUCGAAGAUGGAAGUGAAAAUAAAAUACCGGGAGGCGAAGCGGCAUUAUCAGCGAGCGUGUUGAUGGGAACAUUGAUGCGUUGGCAGCACUACUCACCAAGACACACAGAUCAAUUUGAAUUGAUGAAAACUGAGGCUGGUUUAGAGGACUGCUGCUUAGAUGAAGUUUCGUUCGUUAUGAAGCUGGUCUCGAAUUUCUGA
Cercopithifilaria johnstoni is the source of this 2511-nucleotide messenger RNA. Lineage: Eukaryota; Metazoa; Nematoda; Chromadorea; Rhabditida; Onchocercidae. The record is from the annotation of a GenBank genome assembly.